Molecule: messenger RNA, 5495 nt
Organism: Physeter macrocephalus (sperm whale)
Lineage: Eukaryota; Metazoa; Chordata; Mammalia; Artiodactyla; Physeteridae
Gene: STAG3
Product: STAG3 cohesin complex component
Exons: 33
Coding region: 1-3741 (1246 amino acids)
Biological process (GO): sister chromatid cohesion
Cellular component (GO): nucleus; cohesin complex; chromatin
Molecular function (GO): chromatin binding
Source: RefSeq, a predicted model, not a curated record
AUGCCCACCCUGCGGUCGUCCUCCCCGCAGCUCCAUAGCUCCUCCUCCCCGAGCAGCGGGUCCUCCCCGCUGCGCACGGCGGUGGGGACUGGGCCGAGGAGGCUGUCUGCGUCUUCUAGUUCGUCUGUCGCUGUGCCCUGCAAUGACAGGGACUCGGACCAGACUUCGGAGAGGGAUAGUGAAUCUUUGUCAGCUGGUGAAGGCAGUGACUUCGAAGACAACUUGAGACGAAAUGUAAAGAAGAGAGCAGCAAAACGACCACUCAAAACAACCCCAGUGGCAAAACGUCCAAAGAAGGGGUCCCGAAUGGUACAUGUUCAUGGUCAGAAAGAGUCAGAGCCACCAGCCAGUGAUCUCUUUGAUGCUGUGAAAGCUGCCAAAAGUGACAUGCAGUCUUUGGUAGAUGAGUGGCUGGAUAGCUACAAGCAAGACCAGGAUGCAGGAUUCCUGGAGCUCGUUAACUUUUUCAUCCGGUCAUGUGGAUGUAAAGGCACUGUGACCCCUGAGAUGUUCAAGAAGAUGUCCAACUCGGAGAUCAUCCAGCACCUAACAGAACAGUUUAAUGAGGACUCAGGAGACUAUCCUCUGACAGCUCCAGGCCCAUCCUGGAAGAAGUUCCAGGGCAGCUUCUGUGAAUUUGUGAGGACGUUGGUCUAUCGGUGCCAGUAUAGCCUCCUCUAUGAUGGCUUCCCUAUGGACAACCUCAUCUCUCUGCUCACUGGCCUCUCAGACUCCCAAGUCCGUGCCUUCCGUCACACUAGCACCCUGGCUGCCAUGAAGCUGAUGACCUCCCUGGUAAGGGUUGCCCUCCAACUAAGUCUGCACAAGGACAACAAUCAACGUCAGUACGAGGCUGAACGAAACAAGGGGCCAGGACAGAGAGCACCUGAGCGACUGGAGAGCCUGUUGGAGAAACACAAAGAGCUCCAAGAGCAUCAAGAGGAGAUUGAGGGAAUGAUGAAUGUCCUCUUCAGGGGUGUCUUUGUACAUCGGUACAGGGAUGUCCUUCCUGAGAUCCGUGCUAUCUGCAUUGAGGAGAUUGGGUCUUGGAUGCAAAGCUACAGUACCUCUUUCCUCACUGACAGCUAUUUAAAAUAUAUUGGCUGGACCCUGCAUGACAAGCAUCGAGAAGUCCGCCUGAAGUGCUUGAAGGCUCUAAAAGGGCUGUACGGCAACCGAGACUGGACUGCACGCCUGGAGCUCUUUACCAGCCGCUUUAAGGACCGGUUGGUUUCCAUGGUCAUGGACCGAGAGUAUGACGUGGCAGUGGAGGCCGUCAGGUUACUAACACUUAUCCUUAAGAACAUGGAAGGGGUGCUGACAGAGGCAGACUGUGAGAGCAUCUACCCUGUUGUGUAUGCCUCUAACAGAGCCCUGGCCUCUGCUGUAGGGGAGUUUCUGUACUGGAAGCUCUUCUACCCUGAGUGCGAGACAAGAACGGUGGGUGAGAGAGAACGACGCCGAAGUCCGCGCUCCCAGAGGACUUUCUUCCACCUUCUGCUGUCCUUUUUUGUGGAGAGUGAGCUCCAUUACCAUGCUGCAUACUUAGUAGACAGCCUGUGGGACUGUGCGGGGCCUCAGCUGAAGGACUGGGAGAGUCUGACAAGCUUGCUGCUGGAGAAGGACCAGAACCUGGGCGACAUACAGGAGAGCACACUGACAGAAAUCCUUGUGUCCAGUGUCCGGCAAGCUUCCGAGGGUCACCCGCCUGUGGGGCGGGUCACGGGGAGGAAGGGCUUAACCCCCAAAGAACGUAAGAUCCAAGCCGACGACAAGGUGAAGCUGACUGAGCACCUCAUCCCCCUGCUCCCCCAGCUCCUGGCCAAGUUCUCAGCUGAUGCAGAGAAGGUUGCUCCCCUGCUGCAGCUCCUCAACUACUUUGACCUCAACAUCUACUGCACCAGGCGCUUGGAGAAACACCUGGAGCUGCUCCUGCAGCAGCUCCAAGAGGUGGUGGUGAAGCACGCGGAACCAGCGGUGCUUGAGGCUGGUGCUCACGCCCUCUAUCUGCUUUGUAAUCCGGAGUUCACGUUCUUCAGCCGGGUGGACUUUGCCCGCAGCCAACUUGUGGAUCUGCUAACUGACCGCUUCCAGCAGGAGCUUGAAGAGCUGCUGCAGUCGUCCUUCCUAGAUGAGGAUGAGGUGUACAGUCUGGCAGCCACUCUGAAGCGCCUCUCUGCCUUCUACAAUGCCCAUGACCUAACCCGCUGGGAGCUCUAUGAGCCCUGCUGCCGACUCCUCCGGAAGGCUGUGGACACAGGAGAGGUUCCUCACCAGGUGAUCCUACCGGCCUUGACUCUUGUCUAUUUUUCCAUUCUCUGGACGCUAACCCACGUUUCUGGAUCAGGUGCUUCCCAGAAGCAGCUGUUGAGUUUGAAGGGCAGGAUGGUGGCCUUCUGUGAACUCUGCCAGAACUGCCUCUCAGAUGUGGAUCCUGAGAUUCAGGAGCAGGCUUUUGUAUUGUUAAGUGAUCUGCUGCUCAUCUUUGGCCCUCAGAUGAUUGUCGGGGGACGAGAGUUCCUUAGGCCCCUUGUCUUUAUUCCUGAAGCCACUCUCCAGUCUGAGCUGGCCAGCUUCCUCAUGGACCACGUCUUCAUCCAGCCUGGAGGACUGGGCAGUGGUCGUUCCCAGGAGGAUCAUUUACAGAUAGAGCAGCUGCACCAGCGGCGCCGCCUCCUGGCUGGGUUCUGCAAGCUGUUGCUUUAUGGGGUGCUGGAGAUGGACGCGGCCUCGGAUGUUUUCAAACACUACAACAAGUUCUACAAUGACUAUGGUGACAUUAUCAAGGAAACGUUAACUAGAGCAAGGCAGGUUGACCGAAGUCACUGUUCCCGAAUCCUGCUGCUGAGCCUCAAGCAGUUAUACACAGAACUGCUGCAGGAACAGGGGCCCCAGGGCCUGAAUGAGCUUCCAGCCUUCAUCGAGAUGAGGGAUCUGGCCAGGAGGUUUGCCUUGAGCUUUGGACCCCAGCAGCUACAGAACCGUGACCUUGUGGUCAUGCUACACAAGGAAGGCAUCAGGUUCUCCUUGUCUGAGCUUCCUCCAGCUGGCUCCUCCAGUCAGCCCCCAAAUCUGGCAUUCCUGGAGCUCCUUUCAGAGUUCUCCCCCCGACUCUUCCAUCAGGACAAGCAGCUGCUACUGGCCUACCUGGAAAAGUGUCUGCAACGUGUCUCCCAGGCACCUGGCCGUCCCUGGGGUCCAGUCACCACCUACUGCCAGUCCCUCAGCCCUGUAGAGAGUACAGCAGAGGCCAACCCUCGGGACUACCCCCGCUCCAAGAAGAGGCGCAUUGAAGGCCCCUCCAGGCGGCACAGAGAGGACAUCUCUGCAUCACAGGAGGAAAGCCUACAGCUGAACAGUAUCCCACCCACACCCACCCUUACCUCAACGGCUGUGAAAAGUAGGCAGCCCCUGGGGGGGUUGGAAGAGAUGGAAGAAGGCGGCGGCUCAGAAUUGGCAUUUACCCAAGGCCAGCCCCUUUUAGGUGCCCAGAGGUUAAGGUCCUUGAGUCCACAGCAUUUCCAGACUCCACUCAACUCUUGGGGUCCUGGUCUGGGCAACCGGCUGACCCGGCUCAGCCUGAUGGAAGAGGAUGAAGAAGAAUUAGAAAUUCAGAAUGACUCAAGUGAAGAGUGGCAAGGUACAGGCAAGCAGUCUUCCCCCAGUGAGCACGGGCUGGACCUCUUAGAUUCUACAGAGCCGAACGCUGAGCUAGUUCCUCGCCAAGUCCUGGCAGGGUAGUCUCCAGAACGUCUCUGAUCUCUCUCUUCUCUCGGUGCUUGCUAUCAUCUCUCACCCAGACUGCCACAAAAUAGCCUCUGGAUGCUGGACUCCUUGAAACUCUGACUUCUUCUUGUUCUGCUUCCUGGAACAGCAUAGCGCCUCUGUUGUCUCCUUUCCCUCUGACAAGCAAUCAAAUACAUGAAAACACUGUCGUCUCUGUCUGCUUUCACUGUUUCCUUCUGUGGUUUAAGGAACUCUUCAGCCUCCCCUUUUAAAUACAACUUCGAGUUCUUCCCUGUCCUGGGCAUCUGCUGUAAUUUCAAGUUCUCACUGUGUGUGGUGUCCCAGGCUGGACACAGUCAUCCAGCUAGUCUAGGGGUUUCUGCAGGAGGAUCCAUGAUUUCCUGUGAUUAGGUCACUGAGCCAAACAAACAAGCUCAUUUCUUCCUCCUUCCCCCUCCCUCCCUGCCAAAUAAAAGCUAGAAGUUGUGUUUGUGAGUCUCAUUUUAGAAAGGCAGCCUACCAGUGCCCUGGGGAUCUUUAGCCUGUAUUCCCUGGAAUAGCUCCAGAGAGCGGAGCUUUUCCGUGGGAUCUGGGAGCAGAGUGGGAAAACUAAGGGAAAGAUACAGAGGGGAGGGGGCUUCCCUGGUGGCGCAGUGGUUGCGCGUCCGCCUGCCGAUGCAGGGGAACCGGCUUCGAGCCCCGGUCCGGGAGGAUCCCGCGUGCCGCGGAGCGGCCGGGCCCGUGAGCCAUGGCCGCCGGGCCUGCGCGUCCGGAGCCCGUGCUCCGCAACGGGAGAGGCCACGGCAGAGGGAGGCCCGCCUACCGCAAAAAAAAAAAAAAAGAUAUAGAGGGUAGAUAUGGGAACAUAUGUAUACGUAUAACUAACUGAUUCACUUUGUUGUAAAGCAGAAACUAACAAACACACCAUUGUAAAGCAGUUUUAUACUCCAAUAAAGGUGUUAAAAAAGAAAAUGUUGAAGUGAAAAAAAAGAUAUAGAGGGUAGAGGUCACUAGGGAUCCAGGAGGGGGAAGAGGAGUCCCAAGUUAUUUAAAUGCCUGCCAAGCUGGUACUUCACAAGAUCAAAAGAGAAAGUUGGAAGCUCUGUAAAUGUGGAGAUCUUUAUGCAGCUGACAGACCAGUAUGGUAGGUUGAGCCCCAGCCUUAGAAUCUGUGCAAGUUUUAUAACGUGUUCCCCAAAUUCUUUGCCACUCUUAAUAUAUUGAGAGUUUGGGUCUAGGUCCUUUCUCCUUGAAUAUGGGCUCUGUGAGUGCUAGAUUAACAUAUGGUGGAGUGAUGCUGGGCCAGUUUCCAAGCCCAGACCUUGAAGAAACUGGCAGCUUCCACGUCCUGUUUCUUGAGCUGUUCACUCUUGGCACCCAAGCGCCAUGCUGUGAGAAAGCCCAAGCAGCCACAUGGAAAGGCCACAUGGAGGUGUCCCUCCAGCACACCUAUAGCUGAGGUCCCAGCCUCUGUUGAGCAUCAGCCACAAGACGUGGUUCAGACGUGAAUCAGAUGAUUCCAACACCCAGCUUUUGAGUCUUCCAGCUGAGGUCCCAGGCAUCAGAGAGCAGAGACAAGCCAUCUUUCCUGUACCUUCUCCAGAUUCCUGACCAAUAGAAUCCACGAGCGUGAUAAAACGAGGGUGUUUACGCCACUGGUUUUGCGUGGUUUGUUACAUAGCACUAGUAACUGAAAAAGAACCUUACAGUCAUAAGAUGCCAGAAGUUUGGACAUAUUUGUUUAAAAAUUAUUUCUGUAUUAAAUAAAA